AUGACGCGGGCUGGAGCUCUCCUGCUGCUCUGCGCUGCCUUGCUCCUCAUCACGGGCGGAAACUGUGACAACUGUCCGGCAGUGAGAGAGGAUGUUUACCUGUUUGUGGGGGGGACCCCUGAAGAAUACAUUGCUAAAGUAAAAGAAUACAACACAAACAGUGCGAUAGUGGCCAACACCAGGAGGCUGAAAGACAGAGUCGAUGAGAAGUUGACAGAAGAGGAUAAGCAGAAUGCUCUCAGCAUCCUGAAUAAAAUAUACUCAAGUUCUCUCUGCUGA
Messenger RNA from Budorcas taxicolor (takin), 279 nucleotides. Its product is annotated as major allergen I polypeptide chain 1-like. The record is from RefSeq and is a predicted model, not a curated record. NCBI's taxonomy places the organism in Eukaryota, Metazoa, Chordata, Mammalia, Artiodactyla, Bovidae. Gene Ontology annotation, cellular component: extracellular region. Gene Ontology annotation, molecular function: steroid binding.